Periconia digitata is the source of this 669-nucleotide messenger RNA. Lineage: Eukaryota; Fungi; Ascomycota; Dothideomycetes; Pleosporales; Periconiaceae. The record is from the annotation of a GenBank genome assembly.
CUCAAUAUGACCGACCGAACCGAGUCUAUACCGCACUGGAAUCCCAUAAAGAUUGCUCUGUUAGUACUCUCAGGCGUUGCAGCGAUCAUAUUUCUGUCUGCCCUCGUCUGGUGGCUCAACCGCCGCAAAAGCCUCAAAAAGGCCAAUAAAGAACAAGAUACGCCUGCGCUUGGUUUCUGCCCCAACUCUUUGAUGACCCAUCACCCACAUGAGUACCGUGGAGUUCCACAACCAAAGAAAGUAGUCCUGAGAGCUCCGACAGCACGAAAACUAGUAAGGAGGGAUGUACCAGACCUCCCGGCCACAGGAUAUCUGACCGUCCCUGAAGUCAACCUAGACACACUUGCCAGCCUACCUAGGUCAAUUGCAGACUCAGGUUAUCAGGCCAGCAAUUACUCUUCUGGAUCGCGGCAGGUACCCGUCACAGAUGUCACAAAUAAAUAUCUGACCGUACCUGGGGUCGACCGGAACAUACUUGCCAGCCUACAUGGACCAGUUUUAGACUCGGGUUCUCAUGCCAGCAAUCGCUCUUCCGAGUCGCGAGAGGUACCCGUGAUAUUCGUUACCUCUAAUAAUGACAGUAUGCACAGGAGUGCGUCCAUGACUUCGUCCGAAUUCGAUGUGGAGUGGAAGGCUGCUGAAAGGGAAUGGCAAGACUUCGACAGCUAA